AUGAUGCAAGCCUUCGAAUGGCACGUCCCGAAUGACAAGGGACACUGGCGCCGUCUUGAACAAGCUCUGCCCGAUUUGAAGGCCAUCGGAGUCGACAACAUAUGGAUCCCGCCGGGCUGUAAACCGAUGAAUCCCGCAGGCAACGGAUACGACAUCUAUGACCUCUACGAUAUCGGGGAGUUCGACCAAAAAGGCUCGCGGGCGACCAAAUGGGGUACGAAGGAAGAACUCCAGUCGCUGUUGGCUUGCGCCCAGGAACUCCAUAUCGGGGUGUAUUGGGAUGCUGUGCUCAAUCACAAGGCCGGUGCAGACUAUACGGAACAGUUCGCCGCUGCGAGAGUGGACCCACGAAAUCGAGACGUCGAGAUCGCACAGCCGGAUCUGGUUGAAGGCUGGACCGGGUUCGAGUUCCCAGGCCGUUCGGAGACGUAUAGCUCCAUGAAAUAUUCGUGGCAUCACUUCAGUGGUGUAGACUGGGACCAAAUGCACAGGCGAAACGGGAUCUACAAGAUCCUUGGGCCUAAUAAAGGGUGGGCCGACGAUGUCAGUAAGGAACUCGGUAACUAUGACUUUCUCAUGUUUGCCGACUUGGAUUAUGCCGAUCCGGAAGUCCAAGAUGAUGUUCUCAACUGGGCUACAUGGAUUGCCUCUCAGUUGCCUCUCAGUGGCAUGAGGCUCGACGCUGCUAAGCACUACUCCUCGGGUUUCCAGACGAUAUUGGUUGAUCACCUUCGGGCGACCUUUGGACCUCUUUUUUUCGUGGUGGCGGAGUAUUGGAAGGGCGAGGUUGAGCCGUUGCUGGAAUACCUAGAACAGACAGAAUAUAAAACGUCGUUGUUUGAUGCGCCGUUGGUUGAGCGCUUCUCAAGUACGUCUUUGACGAGAAAGGCUGACCUUCGUGACAUCUUCGAUGGUACUUUGGUUGAAUGUCAACCGUCGCACGCAGUUCUAAUCACCUCGCAGCAACCAGGGCAGUCCCUAGAGGCACCAAUCGCAUCGUUCUUCAAACCCUUAGCAUAUUCCCUGAUCUUAUUACGGGAUACAGGACUACCGUGUCUCUUUUAUGGGGAUCUCUAUGGCAUUGGCAAGGACGUCGACGACCCAAUGACCCCAUCCUGUGGAGGCCGACUCCCGAUCCUGGCUAAAGCCCGAAAGUUGUAUGCAUACGGGGAGCAGCAAGACUACUUUGACCAGCCUAAUUGCAUUGGGUUCGUUCGAUACGGUAACUUAUAUCACCCGGACGGACUUGCCUGUGUCAUGAGCAAUUCCGGUUCCUCCAAAAAACGCAUGUAUGUUGGUCGGCGCCAUGCGCGUGAAAAAUGGACCGAUAUAUUGGGAUGGCACACGAAGGUCGUCACCAUUGAUAAACACGGCUACGGCGUUUUCCCUGUAUCUUCGAUGAGUGUCGGAGUCUGGGUGAACUCGCUGGCAAAGGGACGGGAUGGGUUAGAAGCGAAGUUUGAUGAAAAGAUCUAUGGUCGUUGA
Molecule: messenger RNA, 1485 nt
Organism: Aspergillus melleus
Lineage: Eukaryota; Fungi; Ascomycota; Eurotiomycetes; Eurotiales; Aspergillaceae
Product: alpha-amylase
Exons: 6
Coding region: 1-1485 (494 amino acids)
Biological process (GO): carbohydrate metabolic process
Molecular function (GO): hydrolase activity, hydrolyzing O-glycosyl compounds; calcium ion binding
Source: RefSeq, a predicted model, not a curated record